CUCGAAUAAGAAGCAUUCAGUUCGUAAAUCCAAAUGCCGACAAUCGUACUUUUCAAAGCAUAAGUGAAGAAUGGGUGCUAAGUGAAGAAAUGAAGCAAUUUAGUGAAAUUGCAUAUACAAAAAGAAUUGAAUUUAUUAACGCAAAACUAAUUAAAAAAAAUUCAUUAGGCGCUUGGCAUCCAAUACCUAUAACAUGUAAAGAGGCAGACCUUCAAAAAAAUAAUAGUUCUUUAACAAGACCACAAAUUUUGUCAAUUAUUAAUUCUUUAAUUCCUCUUUUAGGUGAUGCAGAUUGA
This is a messenger RNA of Dentiscutata heterogama, 296 nucleotides long. NCBI's taxonomy places the organism in Eukaryota, Fungi, Glomeromycota, Glomeromycetes, Diversisporales, Gigasporaceae. The record is from the annotation of a GenBank genome assembly.